AUGAUGGAGGAGCCACCGGAGUGUCCGGUGUGUCUACAGUCUUACAACACCGAGUCCACGCUUCCACGCGUACUCUCCUGCGGCCACACGGCUUGCGAGGAAUGUCUAACGAACAUCCCCAAGAAGUUUCCGGACACAAUCCGAUGUCCGGCGUGCACCGUUCUCGUCAAGUUCCCACCUCAGGGCCCAUCGGCUCUCCCCAAAAACAUCGAUCUUCUCAGAUUGUUCCCUUCGAUCUCAAACCCUACGCCCCGGAACUCGAAAAAACCCUCCUUUGAAUUCGUCGCUCGAUCAUGGUCCGACGAGUUCUACGCCGCUUGGAAAAAUCGGAUUUUACCUUUUGACGCCGUCUCCGUAGAGAGAGAAAGUGCUGACUUUGCUCCGUCUUCGCGUCUGUGUGGGUGUUUGAAGAGUGAUGAUGAUGAUUUAAAGGUUAGUCUUUUACGGGUGGGUUCGUUCCAGCGUGAUGAGGGUUGUGAUUCUGUUUUUGAGUUAAGUUAUGUCCUGAGGAUGAUUAGUUGUCUUUGGGAGAUGGAAGAGGAGGAAAGAGAUGAGCUUGAUAUGAUUAUGUGUCUUGAAGAGAGAGGUGUCUCUAGAGUUUUGGGCUUGUGGGGUGAUUUGAAGAGUGGGAGUUUGUAUUUAGUUGGUGAAAAGCUUAAAGACUUUUUUUGGGAGGAGUUUGAGGAUAUCAGUGGAGAUAAUGCGUCGUGUUUAGCAGUGAUGGGUAUGCAGUUAUGUGAGGCGCUUCUUAGUUUGCAUAAGGAAGGGGUAAGCACAGGGUGUUUGAGUGUUUCUUGUGUUAAGUUUGAUGAGUUUGGGAAUGCUUUUGUUGAUUUGAUUGAGUUGAUAGAAACUGGAAGGAACGUGUAUGGACUCAUAUCUGAAGAAACUUGCGGAAAACCAGUUGGUGCUUUAGAAAUGGGAUUGAUUUUGAAGAGAUUAGUAAAGAAUGGGGUUCUCAUGAGCGUAGAGGUGUUGUUUGAAUUGUUGAAAAAGCAGGACUUGUUGACAACACAGGCCAGCUCAGAAUGUCUGGUUUUGUAUAGCUCCGAUGUCUGGCCAGUCUGUUUACUUCUCCUUGUGCUUCUUGGUGGGAAACGGUUUUCUGAGGAGCUGACUGAAAGUGUUAGUGGUGUGGAAGCAAAAGUAUGCGAAGGGAAAAUUGAGGAUCUCUUGUUACUGUACACAGAUUUUAUGGACAAACUAAGUUCUAUCCUGGAAUCAAAACUUAGUGGAAAGUUUAAAUCUAUGGUUGAAAUUCUCCGCCAAUGUUGCUGUAUUGAUCCUCAGGCACGUCCAGUUUUAACUGAUCUCUGGAAAUGCAACAGGGAGCUGGUCAUGAAUCACAGGUUGAGCUCUACGUUUCCAUUGAACAAGAAGAAACCUGGGAAAAGGAAAGAUUUUUGUUUGGUUCUAGGUGAGUUAUGCCGCCUGGUAGUAGUGGGAUCCAAAGAACUAGAAGAACUGGAGAGUGGCGGUGUAGCAGAAGAAGGCAACCUUGACAAGGACUUUUUUGGGAAACUAUCAGAAGGUAAAAUAAAAUAUAAGGACCUCCGGGGGCACCAAGACAGUGUCACAGGUUUAGCGGUUGGAGAUGGGUUCCUGUUCAGCUCUUCGCUUGAUAAAAAUAUCCAUAUAUGGUCUCUGAAGGAUUUCUCUCAUGUGCAUACAUUUAAAGGUCAUCAGGAUAAAGUAAUGGCUUUGAUAUACAUCAAGGGAGCAGAAUCAGUAUGUGUCAGUGGCGAUGGUGGAGGAGGUAUAUUUGUAUGGAGCACAAGUUUCCCUCUGGAAGAACAGCCGAUAAGAAAGUGGUACGAGCCUAAAGACUGGAGAUAUUCUGGCAUCCAUGCGUUGGCAUACUCAGAAGAUGGGUAUGUGUAUAGUGGCAGUGGAGAUAACACUAUCAAAGCUUGGUCACUCCAAGAUGGAAGACUUGUUUGCACAAUGACUGGUCAUAAAUCUGUAGUAUCAACGCUUGUUGUGCUAAAUGGAGUACUGUACAGUGGAAGUUGGGAUGGCACCGUGCGGUUGUGGAGUCUAAGUGACCACAGUUUCUUGACGGUGUUGGGGGAAGAGACUCAAGGUAUUGUAAAAUCUAUUCUGUCUCUAGCUGCAGAUGAUGGUACCUUAGUUGCAGCUUAUCAAAACGGAGAUAUACAGAUAUGGAGGGAUGACACAUCGAUGAAGUCUAUGCAAAUACAGAGCAGUGCAAUUCUCAGCGUUGCCCUGAACGGUAAAUGGCUAUUCACUGGAGGUUGGGACAAAACUGUUAAUGUUCAGGAAUUAUCUGGGGAUGAGAUAUCUCUAGAGUGUACUCACGUGGGAUCGAUCCCUGGUUGUUCAGUAGUCACAUCUUUGUUAUAUUGGGAAGGCAAACUCUUUGCAGGGUUUGCGGAUAAAACAAUCAAGGUAUAUUAUAGUGGACGUUAA
Messenger RNA from Eruca vesicaria subsp. sativa (arugula), 2430 nucleotides. The record is from the annotation of a GenBank genome assembly. NCBI's taxonomy places the organism in Eukaryota, Viridiplantae, Streptophyta, Magnoliopsida, Brassicales, Brassicaceae.